GAUCACUCCUACAAAUUAAAAUCACAGCCAAAUUCUUUUUUUUUUUAAACACAGAAAGAAAAAAAAAAGUCGAUGCCGAUUUUUUCAAUUUCCAUAUUUUGUUACCGGAGCAGUGCUCACCCAACCUUGAACAACGUCCUCCGCGGAAUCCGAUGCUUCUCAAUAGCUGCAGCCAAACAGCAACAGAAUCCGAACAGCGUAUCCAGGAAGCUCCACCAGCAAACAAACAAGAAACUCCUCAGAGCCAAACACACCUUCAAGGACUAUUCCUCCCUCGCCCCAGUGCUAUCCCCUAACGACAAGCCACCGCUCUCGGAGACCCAAGCCGUCGGCACCGUCGCCUCCGCCCAAGCCAACUUCAUGCGAGUCGUUGUCCAAUCCGAAGAGUCUUCUGGAAACCUCGACGAGGGUUCGGACGAUUCUUCUAGAAAUGGAGUGGAGUUACUGUGCGUGGUUAAAGCUGUGUUGAAGAAGAUAAAGAGGAAGGUUUUGGUUGGGGAUACGGUUUUGGUUGGGUCCAUUGAUUGGGUGGACCGUAGGGGAAUGAUCGAGAAUGUGUUUCAGAGAAGCUCCGAGAUUCUUGACCCUCCAGUGGCUAAUGUGGACCAUUUGCUCGUGCUCUUCUCUAUGGACCAGCCUAAGGUGGAGCCCUUUACGCUCACCAGGUUCUUGGUUGAGGCCGAGUCCACUGGGAUUCCUCUCACCCUCGCCUUGAAUAAGGUGGAGCUCGUAGAUGAAGAGACAAUAAUUUCAUGGAAGUCUAGACUACGAAGCUGGGGAUACAAACCAGUGUUUUGCAGUGUUGAAUCCACACGUGGACUUGAUUCCCUUGCUUUUAUUUUGAGAGAUCAAACAACUGUAAUUGUGGGUCCAAGUGGAGUUGGAAAGUCUAGUCUGAUAAAUGCUUUAAGAAACAAUCAACUUGCUUCAAAUGCUACAAUGGAUAAUUGGUUUGACACCAUUCUAGGAAGCAAAUGGUUAGAGGACCAGCGGGUUGGGGAAGUUUCUACGAGAAGUGGCAGGGGAAAGCAUACUACUCGCCAUGUUUCAUUACUUCCGUUAUCUGGAGGGGGUUAUCUUGCUGAUACUCCAGGAUUUAACCAGCCUAGCUUAAUGAAAGUAACAAAACAUUCUCUAGCUCAAACUUUCCCAGAGAUCCAGAAACUGCUUAAUGCUAAUGAGCCUGCAAAAUGUUCUUUCAAUGAUUGCCUACAUCUCGGAGAACCCGGAUGUGUUGUCAAAGGUGAUUGGGAAAGAUAUCCAUUUUAUUUUCAACUCCUUGAUGAGAUAAGAAUUAGGGAGGAAUUUCAAUUAAGGACAUUUGGAACCAAAAAAGAAGGUGACGUAAGGUACAAGAUGGGAGACAAGGGAGUUCAACAAGCAGAACCAAGGUUGGAACUUAAGAAGCAUAGGAGACAAUCUCGUAAGAGGCUUAACCAGUCAGUUCUUGAGGAAUUAGAUGAGCUGGAUGAAGACAACGAUGAUGACAACUUACUAGACCAGGAGAAUCAUUCUGUAAAAUGAGUCGCUGGGAAUGAAAGACCAGUAAUAUGUUGGUAAAGCAUUGUAAAUAGUUGAUAUGAAGACCCUUUUUUGUUUUGGAAAAGGAAUGCCACUCAAGCAAAGUGAGCAACUGCUA
This is a messenger RNA of Humulus lupulus (European hop), 1639 nucleotides long. Its product is annotated as small ribosomal subunit biogenesis GTPase RsgA 1, mitochondrial. The record is from RefSeq and is a predicted model, not a curated record. Gene Ontology annotation, molecular function: GTP binding; GTPase activity. Bases 73 to 1524 code for a protein of 483 amino acids. Lineage: Eukaryota; Viridiplantae; Streptophyta; Magnoliopsida; Rosales; Cannabaceae. The transcript has 5 exons.